AUGGCUUUAUUCGGUCUUGCGUCUUCGGCUUUAGCAGGAGGUUACCGAGUAGCUUUACAAGGUGUUCGUCAAGCAGCUUUAGGAGGGACUUCUGCUACACAAACACAUGAUGCUUCAGUGGCAUUUUAUAAUCCAGCUGGUUUAGCUUUUGUUAAAAGUAAACUGAGUAUUGCAGUAGGUGGUUUUGGUGUGCAAACAGACGUUAAAUGGCAAGAUGCAACAACAAUGCAAAAAGCUAAAACAGAUAGUAAAUUAGGAACACCAAUGUACCUUGCAGUUAGUUAUAAACCUUUAGAUGAUUUGGCUAUUGGUGUUAGUGUUACAACUCCAUUUGGAAGUUCAGUUACAUGGCCAGAUGAUUGGCAAAAUAAAUCUAAUAUUACUCAUAUAGAUUUAAAAGCAUUUAAUAUUCAACCGACUGUAGCUUAUAAAUUUACAGAUUGGUUUAGUAUUGGUGUAGGUUUUAUAUACACACAUGGAACUGCUAAAUUAGAGAAGGUUCAAACUGUUGCGGGUAAUGAUAUAAAAUUAAAACUAGAGGAUAAAAAUGCACAUGGAUUAGGAUUUAAUUUUGGAGCAAUGUUUAAGCCUACAGAUAAAUUAGGUAUAGGUUUAGCUUACCGUUCUAAUGUAGAUGCGAAAGCAAAUAAAGGAGAUGUAACUUGGAGUAAUUUGCCUUCAGGGAUAGCUUCUAAUGUUCCAUUUAUACUGAAAUGA
Teleopsis dalmanni is the source of this 717-nucleotide messenger RNA. Its product is annotated as putative outer membrane protein NMB0088. The record is from RefSeq and is a predicted model, not a curated record. Gene Ontology annotation, molecular function: long-chain fatty acid transporting porin activity. The transcript has a single exon. The coding region runs from base 1 to 717 and encodes 238 amino acids. NCBI's taxonomy places the organism in Eukaryota, Metazoa, Arthropoda, Insecta, Diptera, Diopsidae.